This is a messenger RNA of Tympanuchus pallidicinctus (lesser prairie-chicken), 1671 nucleotides long. RefSeq names its product tubulin beta 1 class VI (gene TUBB1). Gene Ontology annotation, molecular function: GTP binding; structural constituent of cytoskeleton; GTPase activity. Gene Ontology annotation, biological process: mitotic cell cycle; microtubule cytoskeleton organization. Gene Ontology annotation, cellular component: microtubule; cytoplasm. Lineage: Eukaryota; Metazoa; Chordata; Aves; Galliformes; Phasianidae. The transcript has 4 exons. The record is from RefSeq and is a predicted model, not a curated record. The coding region runs from base 399 to 1523 and encodes 374 amino acids.
GCUCCUCCCCGGCUCUCAGCGCGUUUUGUAAGAGGCGCGAGGACGGUGCCUUUAAUGGUCAGAGAAACGGAGGCGCUGAGGAGGAAGGGAAAAAAGCCAACAGCGCGGCGAGAGCUGAGCGGGGCUGCGGCAGGACGGGCCGGGUCUCUGAAAGGCAGGUGUGGCUGCUUGCCCCUCGGCAGCGCAGAGCGGGUCUGAAAGAGCCAUUGAAAGGACGGGCUGGCUGGGAUAGGGAUGAGUUCUGGGAGGUGAUAAGUGAUGAACAUGGAAUUGAUAUUGCUGGAAACUACCGUGGGAAUGCAUCGCUGCAGCUUGAGCGAAUUAACGUGUACUUCAAUGAGGCUUAUUCCCAUAAAUAUGUGCCCCGUUCUAUCUUGGUGGACCUGGAGCCUGGUACAAUGGACAGUGUACGAUCUAGCAAAAUUGGCCCACUAUUUCGACCUGACAAUUUUAUUCAUGGUAAUUCAGGUGCUGGAAACAACUGGGCUAAGGGCCAUUACACAGAAGGAGCUGAACUGAUUGAAAAUGUCAUGGAUGUGGUCAGGAACGAGUGUGAGAGCUGUGACUGCCUGCAGGGAUUCCAGCUCAUCCAUUCUCUUGGGGGUGGUACGGGCUCAGGUAUGGGCACGCUCCUCAUCAACAAAAUCAGAGAAGAGUAUCCCGACAGAAUUAUGAACACUUUCAGCGUUGUUCCUUCACCCAAAGUAUCUGACACAGUUGUAGAGCCCUAUAAUGCCAUCCUCUCCAUCCAUCAACUAAUAGAGAAUACAGAUGAAACCUUUUGCAUCGACAACGAAGCACUAUAUGAUAUAUGUUUUAGAACUUUAAAGCUCACCAAUCCCACCUACGGUGACCUCAAUCACUUGGUGUCCCUAACAAUGAGCGGUGUUACAACCUCACUCCGUUUUCCUGGUCAGCUGAAUGCAGAUCUGAGGAAGCUGGCUGUUAACAUGGUGCCCUUUCCUCGCCUGCAUUUCUUUAUGCCAGGCUUUGCUCCUCUAACAGCACGAGGUAGCCAGCAGUACAGAGCCCUCUCAGUGCCAGAGCUUACUCAACAGAUGUUUGAUGCACGCAACAUGAUGGCAGCCUGCGACCCCCGUCGUGGGCGCUAUUUGACUGUGGCAUGCAUCUUCAGGGGCCGAAUGUCUACCAGAGAAGUGGAUGAACAGUUACUGUCUGUCCAGACCAAGAACAGCUCCCACUUUGUGGAGUGGAUCCCUAAUAAUGUCAAAGUGGCUGUGUGUGACAUACCACCGCGAGGACUGAAGAUGGCAGCUACCUUUAUUGGCAAUAACACGGCCAUUCAGGAGCUCUUCAUCAGGGUUUCUGAGCAGUUUUCAGCUAUGUUCAGAAGAAAAGCGUUUCUCCAUUGGUACACUGGAGAAGGCAUGGAUGAGAUGGAGUUUUCUGAAGCAGAGGGAAACACCAAUGACCUUGUUUCUGAGUACCAGCAGUACCAAGAUGCCACUGCAGAUGUUGAGGAAUACGAAGAAGUGGAAGCUAGCCCAGAAAAGGAAACAUAAAAACAAUGGCAGUAUAAAACAUUCUCCAAGUAAGCCUGUUGUCAUUCACUAAAGGAAAAGCACCAGCCAUAAGCCACGUAACAAAAAUAACACCUUCCUUAAGAUUAUUUUCCUCUCCAAAGUUACAAUACAGUGCUUUUGAAAUUAA